Molecule: messenger RNA, 931 nt
Organism: Zea mays
Lineage: Eukaryota; Viridiplantae; Streptophyta; Magnoliopsida; Poales; Poaceae
Exons: 3
Coding region: 203-739 (178 amino acids)
Source: RefSeq, a predicted model, not a curated record
GACCCAGCGCAACUGCAACUCAACUAGUUCGGAGUAAAGUGGAGGAAACCACACUUCGGGAUUCACAUGUACACAUACCUGCAGCAAUCGCCUCAAGGGAAGACGGAGGCGGGGCAGGAGACGACGGCGACGGCUCCACGGUGGGUGGAGAAGGCUCCUCCGCUGGAGGAGUGACCUGGCUCUCGAUCUGGCCCAUGGAGAGAUGCAGAGCGGGAGCGGGAGCGGGAGAAGGCGGCGGUCACGCUCGUUUCUUCCGGUAAAUGCUAGGGAGAGGCGAAAACGACAGGGCGGCGGAGUUGGCUCAACGCUGGAGUCGAGGCAGCGACCAACCUCGGAAGGAAACUUCGACCCGAGUUCGACUAGCACCGGCGGUCCGGCGCGUCCCCGGCUCCCAGCCUGCCUGCCAGUGCCAGGUGCCAGCCAUCCGAUCUUCGCUUGGCCACGGAACUCUGUGGGCCGAACACCAAUACCCGAGUUCCUGCCUUGCAGGCCGCCGAGAUGGUGGGACCGUGGGAGGCGGCAAACCGAUGGAGGACAGCGUCACGCGGGCCACGCGGCUUUCGGUGCGGCAGCGAUCAGCGCCUCCGCCGUCGCCGUGCACCCCCUCGACACGGUUAAGCACUCCUCCAGCUUCCAGCUGGGCUCCGGCAGUUGGUGGACCGGCUCAGGCCGCUUCUGGCCCUGUAGGUUUGGUCGGUUGCUCAGGGACGUAGGCCGGAAAAAAAUUAGGAGGGACUGAACUAAACUGUCGCAGCGCUACGUUAUAUUGUGUAUAUUUUAAAUUAGGAAAGGCUCUAGUGAAGCUUCAUUGGAUCGGAAGCGGUAGGGAGAGGCCGAAGCGGGAGAAGGCAGCAGUAGAAAAGCAUAUAAAUCCUGAUUUUUGUAUAAAACUUUCUAGUUCAUGCAAUCAUGCCUAAUGGCUUCGGAUUUA